AUGGCCAAACAUCAAUCAAAAGAAGAAAUAGCAUUACAAUUGAAAUCAGCAAUUUAUCUAAGUGUUGCUAAAAUAGUGGAAUCUAAACUUGAAGAUUUGAAUAAUGAUAAUGAUAAUGAUAAUGAUAAGGCUGAGACAACAACAGGAUCAUCAAAUAACAAAAAGAAUAUGUUAAUUGCUACACCAACAUUUAUAGCUCAAUUAGUUGAAUUGGUGUAUAAUCAAUUAAUUAAUUUGGGUGAAGAUUUAGAAUUAUUUUGUCAUCAUGCUAAUCGAGAUAUUGUUGAACCAAGUGAUUUAUUUAUGGUGACAAGGAAAAAUCCUACUUUACAACAACAUUUGAAAGAUUUACUACAGCAAUGA
Molecule: messenger RNA, 363 nt
Organism: Candida dubliniensis CD36
Lineage: Eukaryota; Fungi; Ascomycota; Pichiomycetes; Serinales; Debaryomycetaceae
Exons: 1
Coding region: 1-363 (120 amino acids)
Biological process (GO): replication fork processing; resolution of meiotic recombination intermediates
Cellular component (GO): Fanconi anaemia nuclear complex; FANCM-MHF complex
Molecular function (GO): protein heterodimerization activity; chromatin binding
Source: RefSeq, a predicted model, not a curated record